This is a messenger RNA of Bombus pyrosoma, 11676 nucleotides long. Its product is annotated as gastrula zinc finger protein 5-1-like. The record is from RefSeq and is a predicted model, not a curated record. The transcript is spliced from 7 exons. Gene Ontology annotation, cellular component: chromosome. Bases 486 to 1874 code for a protein of 462 amino acids. Gene Ontology annotation, molecular function: chromatin insulator sequence binding. NCBI's taxonomy places the organism in Eukaryota, Metazoa, Arthropoda, Insecta, Hymenoptera, Apidae. Gene Ontology annotation, biological process: regulation of transcription by RNA polymerase II.
UAUUGCCUGGUAUACUACUACCAUACGUAAAAGAGUUGGCCAAAGGGAAUGGAAAACGGAGCACGUACUCAAGCUACACCACUGGUCAGCUGCGUGUAUCUAUUCGUCCAUCUCUUUCGAGCUUCGAAAGUGCUCUCUUACCGCGGCCUUCCCUUUCCCCGCUGUCCAGGCUGGUAGCAGCCACCCCCGCGCGCACGUUUCGCCCUUCCUGGUCGCCUCUCUGUCGGGCCGAAAAGCAUCGCUUUGAAGCAGCGAGAGCGCGACUGGCACCCACACCGACUCUGCCCCCGCCCUCCCUUCCCACCCACUUGGCGUUGGUCGCCGGGCUUGCCACCCACCGAUAUACAUCCCGCUCGCUCCGCUCGCCGCGACGACCGCAGACACAAAAACAAUAACAAAUCGAUUCGCGAGGGCAAUGGGAAGGGGUCAACGAGAGGUAGGACGACGAAGAAGAGAGGCAGGGGGAGGGAGAUCGGGGUAGCUCUAUGGAAUAUGGGAUCUGGAGUUUUCACGCCGCGGGUGAACUUUGGGGUGACCCGCGUCUCGCCCGAAGGCACCCGAUUCUACCAUCAAGCGCGACACAGUUGCUGCCGAGGGCCGCGUUCGCCCUGAGCGGACUCCACAGACCGGACAUGGUGCCGUUACCGUUGACUUCCGCCGGGCCGCCGUACGGACCUAUGGAAUUGGUGACGAAAAGGGACGGUGAUCGAGUUGCGGAGGAGAACGAGGAGAAGGAAGAGAAACAGGAUGACGACGAAGGGAACAUCGAUCGAGCCGACGAAAACGAUAAUCAGACCAGCGUACCGAAAGAAAAUGACGACAACGAAGACGCUGGAGACGAAAGCGACACCGGAAGUACGAACAGCUCGCAUCGUUCGGCCAACAAUAAUUUAUCCACGAAGCUGCUCGAUCCCAUGUCCUAUCUGACGUUCGACAAGGAUGGAACGGUUACACCGGUUCUUAAUGGCUGGGUCCUCGGCGCUUAUACCGCCAUGCUUGGAAGACUUUCAGCAGCGACCGCGGCUCUCGAAGCUACAGAAAUCCCGAACAUUCCGUCUGACAGCGACUCCGAGAGCGAGCAUUCGUCUUACACCGAGAAAUCUCGAGGUAGCAGUCCGAACGUAAGCAACGCGCAUCGCGGUUAUUCCUGUGGUUCCUGUGACGUGGUCGCGCCAACGAGGCCAGCUCUGCGAAAGCAUAUCGUCGAUUGUCAUCCACCGGUACCCAGCGCGGAAACUGGAGAAACGAAAAGUUGUCCGUCCUCGGGCUGUGACUUCACCACGAACAGCAGAUGUGAGAUGGAGACUCAUGUAGCUGCACACGUGGCACAGGGUAUGACGCCCACAGGGAAGAAGCGUACUCUGGCUUUGCAACGCGUCAGGUAUAGAUAUGAAAGGGAGGAGUAUCGGUGCUCGUUAUGCUCGUACGCGUGCACCAUCGAGAAAGCGUUCCAGAGGCAUUUGAGGGCACACGCGAAAGGCACGGCGCCGGAAACGAGGGUGAGCUGCGCUGUGUGCGGCGCGGACAGAUCGUCGGAAGUAGAUCUGAGCAGACACAUGAGAAGGCAUCGCGACGACCGAUACUUUUGCUGCGACAUUUGCAUCUUUCGCACGGUACAGUUAAAAAAGCUCAUCCAACACCGACGAAUGCACACGGGCGAGAAGCCACACCUUUGUCCACACUGUGCGUACCGAAGUGCACGCCGUGACAAUCUACGUAGCCACGUUAGACGAGUGCACAAGAAGGAGAAUUUAUAUUGCGACACGUUCAGUCCACGCGGUAUGCUGUUGACACCCACUGUCAUCGGAAGGGACAGUCCUCUGGUGCAGAGCCCGGAAUCCUCGCCGUCGUCCAACUCGGAAUCCACGAACUAGCGAAGCAACACGCGGCAGGAAGCUUGAAGAGGAAGAUGGAAGUUGCGGCCGGGGAUCGAGCGGUUCGUCGUUGUUUUACACGUCCUAACUUUGUCAAUACUGCGACUUAUAGAUUUUAGAAUCGCGGAGGAGAUUUUAAAUUGGCAACGAAGAUCGUGUCAUCGCUGUACGAGCUGCUUGGAAAAUCGACAUGUUUGAUCGUUUUAAAGAUGUUGUAAAAUUAUUAGGAUCGAUACUAUCUUAAAAGUAUGUAAAAGGAGAAUAGAUAGCGUUGGAAUGUAUAAUUUAAUGAAAUUGGAUGAUCGGCAAAGCGUGGAAUUAAUUUAGAUUUAUUUUUGAAAUUUAGUUAAAUUUAGGUGAAAGUGAACGAUAGAGGAAAUUACACGUACGAGGAGCUUUAAAUUGCCGGUAAUAUUUGCAACGCGAGAUUAUGGAUUUCAAGCGAGACUAGCGACGGUGAAAAUAGUCAGAAGUUGUAACAGUAGUUCUGAAAGGUACGAUCAUACGAAUUAUACGCCUACGAUCCUGAUAAUAGACUACAAUAUGAAGUAUACGAAUAAUAAUAAAAAGAAUCAACUGAGGAGAGUAUGCGCAACUUCUGGCUAAUCACGAUCGACCUUGCCCUUAGUACGUAGGUAUUAUGUAGAGAAUUGCAUGCGAACGUCGAUAAUUCAAUCUAGUCUUUGAAUUCUAACGUGAUCUUAUUAUUAGCCGAUUUAAUUAUCAAAGUCUCUUCGUUGAUCAGAACGUUGAUGAACGAAACUAAAGCUGCGCAAUGGUGCUAGAGUCGUAGACUGGAUUAUAGAGGAAGACUGAAGUAGAUGCUUUCACGGUGUGACAUUCGUCCUUUGUUUCCCUUUACGCUGUGAUUUAAAUGUACUUGAAUCAGCGAUUAUUAAGACUGCUGUCCUGAUGGCCAAGAGAUUCUCAUAUUACAGAUCGAUACGUCUUACGAUUAAUCAACGAUUAAAUAAUCCUCGGUAAAAUUCAAACAGAAAGAGACGUGUAAAUUUAGCGAGAACCAAUUUUAUAUGUAAUUAGAUGAAUUUCAUGCGAAGAUCAUAGGUGAGAGACACGAUAAGCGUGCCUUUGUUGAUUUUCUAAUUCUCAUGUCAUUUUAUGAUUUUUCAUAUUUAUGUCGAACGGAAGAACUUUAAUGUGCCAUAGUCGAGAACGAAAACGACCAGUUAGGUACAAAGAUGUAUGUUUUGUAAAAUGAACUAAUAAGUCGGUGAAGUUUCGUGAAAGAUAUAAGUAUUGAGGCAAGCGAUAUUUUAAUAUGAUGUAAAAAUAUUUUGAAGAGGAUGGAAACCGACUUCUUUUUAAAACUGUUCUCUUGCAAAGAGUAGCAAAUGCUACUUAUCAUCUUGCUCACCUAUAGUCCUCGUAGUCGAAGGCGUAAGUCACCGAAUUAAAUUUGUUCAAUGAAUUAAACGUAUCGAUAACACUUAUUUACGUAAUACGAAAUCUCUGGUCUCUGGGAAAGGUGCUAUUUUGCAAAGAUAAUUUUACCGUCGCGUCCUUCCAUAUUUAAGCUUCAACUAUAAUUAUAAUUGUCCAGCCGUCUAAUUACGAUCGUUGACGGUAUCAUUGACAAUGAUAUACAUUGUUAUUCUUAUUAUUACAUAUUAUUACACAUGCUAUUAUUAGCGUUUAGCAUAACACGAACGCGGUACUAUUCUUACGGGGUAAUGGAGAACGCAACGAUAUGUUACUAUGUAAUAGCGUGUAUACGGUGUGUUCGUUAAUUGAGGAAAGAGCAGUCCGUGGUAAAUUUUAUCGAAUUUUUCAUAUAGAUAACGAUAAGUGACGCGAAAGUCUUCUGUUGGCGGUCGAUGAUAUAAUAUACGUUCGCUUUAAAUAACUUAGGUAAAAAGAGAAAAAAGCAAAAAACGAAGAAAAAAUAUGACAACGGCGUUGUUUAACUUUUUCUCGCGUGUUAGAUAAAAGAAAAAAAAAAAUAGCUAAGGAAUCGUACAAGUGUGUGCAUCGAGCACAGAGUGCAGGACUUUCCAACGAAACUACAAUACGCAAGCAAACUUCUUAUGUGUCUCAAGUAUAACUCUUAAGUCGAAAGCUAUAGUAGUUCCAAAUGCAAACUAUUAAACGAUUGUCGUCUGUAAUAAGCAAAUUCACCGACGUUCUCCCGAGAGAGAACAUCGGUUUUACUCUGUCCUCACUUGACGCCUAUGGAAAUUAUUAUUAAAAUAUCGCAAAUUUUUUCUCUCUUUAGGAUCGAACACCGUCCCCGAAAAGAAACGAUUCGAUUUGUCUGUCGUGCAUUUUCUGCGAGGAAAAAAAAAAGCAGAGAAAAGGGGGAGGCGAUAAGGCGAAGCCCAAUAUACAUAUAACAUAAAUGUGUGUCAAUUUUUAAUGUAUCAUAACUACGUUCUAGUCGAUAACGGUUUUUAUGGGGGGGAAGAUAACAAGGCACGGGAAGAGGAUCUAUGCUCCUCGAUGCGCAACGUUAUGGCUGCGAUUAGUACGCUACAUUUUUUCUCGUCCGAGACGGCCAUAUUUUGCGUUUCGCAAAAUAAGAAAAGAACGAAUAAGAAGCGACUGAAUUACGGCGGAGAAAAAUUAUUACGAUCGAUCGAAUCGACAAAGGGAACGAGCAUCGAAUAAUUUCCACUGUCAGAAUUUUAAGUCGUCGAUAAGCUGGAAGGAACGUUCGAAAUUAUUUGCACGAACCACUUUUUCAACCAACGAAACACGUAGCAUUUUGAAAGUUGCUUGUAUCGUUGCUUAAAAUAAUUAGCUCCGUUUGUUUGAAUUCCUCAAUAAAGAAUUCGCAUUACGUAGUUUGGAAUUAUCAUAAACGUGCAAAUCAAAGACCGAGUACGAUCACUCGCUCGUUUCUUCGGUCGUUUUUUAGCUACGACUUUGAUUCUCUGACUAUAAUAAGAUAUUUUAAUAAUCUAUAUACAUGACAAAUUAUAAUUAUAAUUGGAAUUUUCAUGUACAAAGGAACUUCGUUAAAUUUGUUGAUCUUUAUUUCGAGUGGAACGACGUUACCAUUGAUAAUUUUAAUUUCUACAGCGUAAUCGUGAUACUCUGAUUAGUUCAACGUGCAAUUUUCUUGUACACGUCCCAAUUAAUAAGUUUGAAAGCGUAAACGAUACUCGUAGAAUUCGAUCGAUCGUAAGAAGAAUCAUCAACGUCACCCACAGCUGUACACAUUUUCUCCGCCUACUAUGAUACGUGUGUUACGUGUACAGUAUACAAUACUUUCUUGCUUUUUGAUAUACGUAUAUUACAUUCGAAACGAUACUUUAUAUUUGUGAGACGUUUAUUCCAACGGCGUGCGCGGCGAGUUCGCGAUAUCUUUUAUAAAAGCGUAGUAUGAUUUUACACGUAAUAAUUAUGACGCACGUGUGCAACGUGGCUCCCUUGGUCGUACGAAAAGACAAAAAAAGAAAAAACAGAAAAGACAAAAAGAUUAAAAAAAAAAAAAGAAGAAGAAAGAGAGAAAGAGAAAAGGGAACCGAAGAGAUAGAGCUAAGAAAGAUUCGUCGUUUCUUUUGUUCUUUUUUUUUUUCGAACUUUCGUGCAUGCACGCGGAUGCGAUGCUCUGCCCUACGCGUGAUAAUAGUAUUUUUGGUACACGGUCGUGCCACGAUAGCAGCUUCCAACCGGAACGGAUAUCGCGGAACGACGAUUGUUGAUCGUUGGUAUAUCGGUGCGUUGCGUAUUGUAUUUAUAAUGAUAAUUCUAUUUUUGAUAACCGCUCGAUUGAUUAUUCCAUUUUAGAUGUUGAUCGUUCUACGAGGCCGCGUUUAGAAUAAUUUUCAUAGCUUUUAAGAUACGUCGCGGGAACGAGCAACCGAUACGAUCCUUUCCUUUUAUUCGCAUAAGCAUCGUUAUAGAACGACUUGGUCCCAUGGUCCAUGUGAAACGUCUCGGACGUAGAUCAUUUCGAAACGACGAGAGAAGAAGAAGAAGAAGAAGAAAAAAAAGAGGAACAGACAAAAGAGAAAUAACUUUGUCACUUUAUCGCUUUGUAAACGGAUUGCCUUUCGCGAAAUGGACGUAGAGCCUCCUCGAGCCGAACGUGUAACGCGAUUCAUUGGCAUUCUGUAUUUGAGUAUACGGCGGUGCAUAAUACGUACGAAUAUAGCAAAAAGGUCUUUUUAUUAUUAUACAUCGUAUCGUCCAAACGAUCGAUCUCAGGUGCGUCCGAGAUUUAUUCUAAUUAAUUAACUCUAGCAAGCUCAUUGUUCGUAAAUGUCGUGCCAAUAGCAAAGGGAUAAAAGAGGAAGAGAAGGGAGCGCGUGCCAAAAGACGAGAACGAACGAUGGAACGAGAAUGUAGCGUUUUAAGAGGAUACGAAAGAAUUGAGAGAGCGGAGGCUGCGAACCAGUCGGAUCUGCUCGAUCGCGUAUCCCGCUUCUCGAGUUGUUCCUUCGUUCGAGCGAUUCGAGCGAUGAUUAAUCAAUUAGUCGGAUAAUUAACUAUAAACGGAAAUGGAACGGGGAUACCGAGCGAGCAUCUCCGUCUUGUACGGAAUUAUACGAACUAGUUGUUACAAUCUUUUAACUGUUGAAUUUUUGCAGUAGAUGGUAAGUGUCUUAACGUAUACCUUAUAUAAACUACACGAUAAUAUAUUCUAUAUUAAUGUUUCUUAGAUUUACGUACGAACGAUCGUCCGCGAGCUUUCGUCGAUCAUCGUCGUCGUCGAGCACUCAGAAGGCAAUAACUUACGAAUUAGUCUGCAUAAUCGAUUAUUGUACAAACUUUCGAACGAUACAACGCGGACGCGUUGCCGUUGUUCGAAUUCAAAUUUGGACAUUCAGUGGUCGAUGGUUCCAAGCGCGGUGCAAUCCUUGUGAGAAUCGACGAUUUUCCAUGUAAAGCCAUCGGAUCGAUCGAUUCCGGAUACCUUCGAGGAAUUCACACCUACCUAACGAUAUUGUCAUUAUGAUUCGAGAAAUUUGUCAUUGACGUAGAAUCGCGAUAUACGAGAAAAAGAGAAAACAUACAUCGACCAUUACGAUUUGUACGUGUAAUAUAAUGUUCGAAAUUUGGGAGAGAAGAGCGAGAGGAAGACGAAAGCAAAACACGAAGGAACGCAGAGACGAAACGUAAAUAAGACGGAGGAGAUCUCCGUGGAAACGAAACGCAAAUAAAAACGCGGGCAGGUGUUUAAAUUUGUCGAAGGACAUCCGGAUAAAAAAAAAAAAGGUCUUAAACAUUAAUACAAUCUAAAUGUGAUAAUAUAUUUGCUAUAUUGAAUUACGACGUAAUUAUUACAUAUUCUAAUUAUUGAUAACGCGCGAAUCGUACGGCAGAAGCGAGCAAUUUUAAGAAAGUCCGUCUAUCCGUGUGAAUUGUAUGGCGUGUGCAGCAGCAAGGUGAUCGACGAGAUCGGAUUUCUUUUUUUACGUAAAUCGAAUACCGUGCCAAGAGCUUCAGCGUCUAUUACCAUCACGAUCGGCUUGGACAAGUACAAAGUAUUCGGAUAACUUAUUUUUUGAUUAUCGAUGAACGACGGAAAAACGAAGAGAAACCGAUCACGCGACGACGAAAAGAGCAAAAAAAAAAAAAAGAAAAAAGAAAAAGAACGAGCGACUAUGCUCCUUGAAAAAUACCUUAAAAAAAAUAUUGAAAAAUAGAUAUGGCUUGUUCGUACGAAUUAUCGACGAACAUCGAAUUGAAUUAGAACGACGAACGAAAUAAGAAAAGAAGAAGUUAAACGAAGUGAAAUAAAACGAGAAGCACGAGGAAGAAAGAGGAGAAUCGUCGCGUCACCUUUGCCUGCGUUUGCGUUCGAUAGUACACACGGCAAAUCUAACGUUCGGAUUUACGAUUUGCUUCACGAAAUAUAAAUUAAAAAAAAAAAAGACUCUUGCGCUCUACGCAUAUAUAUAUUAUAUAUAUUAUAUAUAAAUGUAUGUGUAUGUGUGUGGGUGUGCCUAAAGAUUUUCUCUUCGGAUCUAUCUAUUUCACUCUGUAUUUACCAUCUCUCUUUGGCCUUCUACUCUCUGUCGCGUUUCCUUGCCAACGUUCUUUCGUUUCUUCUUUUCUUUUUGGGGAAACCAACAGAGAGUGGACCGGUUUGAUUGAUUCUUAACUGACGAUCUAUUAUCGUUCUUUUUCCAAUUAAUGCUCAAUUUUUACAAUAGACGACCUUUCUCUUCUGUACGACUAUCAUCGAUACGAAUAUCAUUUAUUAUUAUUAUUAUUAUUAUUAUUAUAAGGUGGUGUGCUAAGCUAAUCUUACAUCUAUUUGUUGUUUAAUAAAUUGCUCGCACGUUUCACCGAUUAACAGUAAGAUGGAUAAAAAGCGAAGGAACAAGAAGUCGUCAGUUGAGGAUUAAUCGCGUUGUUUAACAAUUGUCUCUCUGUGUUCCGGUUGUACCUAUAAUAUAUAAUAUAUAUAUAUAUAUCCCAUCGAUCGUUCCUCUUGAUAGAUGCAGUCGCGUUGUAACCACGCGCGUGCACGGUGCAUCUGCUUGCGUAGACGGUCGUAAGCGAUCUCGUGUUCCAAAGUAUACGAAUUAUACGUAAGGAAUAUUCGUCGAUGUUUCCGACGACUCGAAGAACCAGAUAAAAGUAACUUAUUGGGAAAAGAGAUAUUUUUACGCUUUGAUGUUUGAACAGAUGUUUCGUUCGAAUAGAAUGUUUAUAAACACGUGACCGUUUUUGCUGUUGUAUCGACAGAUACUCGAUCAGCGUGUCCACGCGAAUAAUUUUCGCCUCAAUUAUCGAGUCGAUAGACCGCAAAGUACGAUCGUCUGUUCCGAUGUGAGAAACAUCUCUCUGGAUGACUAAUCUCGGUGAACAACGGUCAAACGAACUAACGUCGAGACCAUAGAUCGUUUGAGUGAUAUCUUUAGUUUACCAUCUUUCGUUGUGUAUAGCACCCCAGGACGAUACGAUAGUUUUUAUCUGGUUUUAUCUCGUAUACUCGAAGCUACGUCCCUGUUCAGUUGCUAACUUCGUGCGUAUGAAAUUUAACCUUUCUAUCUCGUUCCUAUUUCCACGUUUCAAUCAUCCGUGACGUGCUACCUGUUUCGUAGUAACGCCUCUGCGAUAUAUAAAUUGUUUAUUAUUUUUCUUAAACAAUCCCAAGUACAUGUUAUUCUUCUUGAGUAUUUUUCCGCUGUUAAUACAGUUCUUUGAUAAAUCUGUGUUUCAUAAUCGUAUUGCUGCGUUCGUUACGACAGUCUGAUGAUAUUUAUGAUCAUCGUGAAUGCAAAAUUUGAAAUUCCAAAGUACUGUUAUUUGCCUGGUAUUUAAUACAAACUCAGUCCUCGUCUUUAUGGUUUAAAGUCUCUAACUCGGUGGAUAUUUCCUAUCGUCAAAGAUCAGCCACAAUUUUUUCUCUUCUCUAUAGGCUCGAGUCUACCGUUUAGUCAAUGCAGUGCUGCUAAUUUCAGUGCAAUGCUGCUAAUUUCAAUGCUAUCUACAUAUGUCGACUUUCUGCCUUAGUCCUAUAUUUACCUAAUUCUUCGGUAGUCCUUUUUUCAGCAAUUUCGAUACGAUCCUCUCUGUCUUCUACUAAAUUCCUCCAAUAUCUCUCCGCUAAAGAAUUAUCAACCAGCUUUAUCUCCGCAAUCGUAUCGGAUAACAUAGUUUUUCAAUAGUUCGUAUCAUACGUUAACUUUAUCUUUCGUCCUUUUAUCUUUUGCCACUGUUGCUUCCAUAAUGUUCCCUGGCGUAAAGCGAACAAAAAUGCUGCUUUAGAGAGGAAACGCGAGCAGGCCUAUAUUCGGAAAAUGUGAAAAACCGUAGGCCUAAAUAAAUGGACAACGAAAAAUUGCGAAUUUUAUAUACAGAUAAAUAUUCGUAUUUUAAAUGAGCGAUCACAACGACUUCGAAACGAAUUCUAAAGACGCUAGAAAACACGAGACGCCGAAGCUGUCGAAGCAACAACCCCUUUCGGUGCAUCGCUAACACUUGAACGAUUUCGCGCGACACGCAGUUCGAUCGAGAGGCGUCGCGACGCUGAUCCUUAACACCGUCCCAAAGAUCGUCGACUGUUCGUAACUUUAGAUUAAUACAAUUGAAAUGCGGCCGUCGAUGCGCCUCUCGACGUACGUGCGAAGGUUCGAUGAUGUUCCCUGUGGUCGAACGAUCAUGAAAAUCAGCGUUUAAUUUAUUCGCUCUUUGUUGGAAGAUCAAGAAAGAUUAAAAAAUUUCGAUGGAAUUUUAUGACAGGAUCACGCACGCGAGUCAUAGACUUAUUUCUUAACGUGUUCCGUGCCGCGAAUUAAUUUGAGCGAAACACGUUUUAUCGUCACGAUGUCUAAUUAAUUCUUCGACGAUGUAAUAAAUCGGUGAUCGAUUUUGAACGAACGAUUUUUCCUAGUUUCUUCACCGUCAUGAUUUCUCCAGUCUCUGGUAGACAUACGAAAAAUAUCUAUAGAUUUUCAACUUUCCGUAGAAUAUAUAACGACAUUGCGUGUAACGAUAUUCAAGUUACGAAAUUAAUAAUAUAUUAUUACGCUUUAAUCUUUCUUUGUACGUUUCUUAAGCGCUUUCUAAUUCGAGAAAUCUUGCAAUCUUUCACGCUCCGCGACAAUUGACACGAGCCACGUCGUAAGGAUCGUGUUGACCCUUUCGUUAGGGAGAGUCUUCUUUAUAAUUCUAUAAUUAAGUUUACGAAGAUAUUCGCCACAGGGAACAUUUUCCGCAUAAUUUAACAGCGUGAAUGAGAGAGACACGAUGGACGAACGAUGCACCCGGCACGUAUACGGAUCUCGAAGUCCGUGCACGCGCGUUACUCGCGUACUAGCGCCUCCAGACGUACGUAACGAUCAGUCUUAAGGAUACAAUUAACGAGAAAAGUAAACGAAUAAACUUGUCGUCGCCAUUGUGAUUUAAGGUAGAGGAAUUGACCCGUGGUUGGUCGCUCAACGUGCAACACCGAACCGGCGUUUAUGACUAUUUAGAUAAUUUAAGAUAAAUUGGCCAAUUGAUAUCGACAUCCGGUGUAAUUUCCUUUGGUAAAUUCUGUCGCAUGCAGGAUGCUUUGUGGCGAUAUCGAUAAACAAAAAAAGAAAGUUCGCACGAGACAGUUGGUUUGUCUACCUUCCUCGAAAUCGAUGAUCCAUUUCGCAGUCGAAUCAUUUUUACCCACGUUUAUGUAUUUCUGUGUUUUUAUUAUUAAAAUAUAGUAAAAUAGAAAUAUUAUAUACUUGGUGAAAUGGGUCGAAACGAUAAAACGUAAAUGUCCUUUUUACGAUAUCGAAAUUGCCGCGAUCUUCAAAUUUUGAUGUCGCAAUUUCUGUUUCUUUUCGAGAAGGGAAAACGCUUUUAACAUCCGGAGGACAGCUUUACCACGAUUUCUGUAUAUUUUCCUUCGACUUAAGAAAUCCUUUGCUCGAUAGAAAAGGCGAUCGAAUCCAAUGGGAAAUGAUCCAAAGACUACAGCGAAGUUAACAUCUAUAUUCGACUCUGUCUUCCUCCGUUUCUUCUUUAAAAAUUAUUAGAAUCGUCAGAAAUUUCAUUCGUGCAAAUAUUAUCACAGAAUGGAGCAAAUGGUUUCUUUCUCUUUGACCUACAGAAAAUUUGUUACGCAUCUUCAACCACGAAGCUUCUCGUGCGGUAUCGAUCCAAGUCUCAUCGAUUGAUUCGUAUUUGCGUCGAACUAUUCGUAAUUUUAAUGAUGCACGAUCGCCAGAGAUCGCUGUAUCCUCGUCUUGUUUUAGACGAAAAUGAAGGAGAAGACAAAACGUCGGUCGGUGGUGCUUCGCAUUCGAGGACUCUCGGGCCAAAACGUUUACCUGUUUGUAUUGCCGGAGUCACUAUUUGGCUUUGGCGCGAUAAAGUCUUAAUAAAGGUUUCAUUAAAAUAUUUA